UUAUUUGAAAAACGGCAAUAAAAUACAUGGCCUAAAACAGUGUGAGUGAGGUGGUGCUCUGCUCUUUUACCGGGUGAAUCCCAAUGAGACAUUCCUCAGUUUUUGGAUUCGCGCUUUUCCUCUCAUUUUCCGUUACAUCAUCUUCAUCUUUCUCUUCAAAUCCUAACCCUCUUCCUCUUCCAUCUUCCUCCAUCUCAAUCCCAAAAGCCACUCCCUCCGACUUACUAUCCCUUCUCGGCCCCAAACCUCUCUCCAAACCCGUCAAUCCCGUCAUAGCACGCAAACUCAACUCAUGCCUCAAAUUUCUCGUCCCGUUUUCUCCAACCGUUACCGAUUCUCCUCGUCAUCGGAAAUUGUUCCGGACCGAACUCGUCGUACCAAAUCGGAGACACGAGAAUGAUAUGAUUUGGUGGCCGCCAGAAUCCGUUUUGGAACUUGCUCGUCUCGCAGUUGAUUCCAGUGGUGAUCCUGCCGCCAUUCAUCGCCUUCUUGACCCAACCGUCAUCCCAGUACCUAGUAUUGAGGGAUCAAGCAAAAACCGAUGCCAGCUCACCAGAACUCCAUAUGGAAGACGCUUUAUUUCUGAGGAACUGAACAUGUAUAUGCAGUUUUUGUUUGACCUCAUUGUUGAUCGGGGUCCUUCUGUUGGGUUUGAUGUUGCCUUGAGCAGAUUUGAUCUAUUCCAUGGUCAUCUCUUUCUAACCAGAGAUUCUGGAAGACUUGGUAUCUUAUUCCAUGCAAGGGAAUUCCCGGCAUAUAAUAAACAAGUGUUUCCGUACAACAUGGGCUAUUGUCAGAUAGGUACUAGUAGGUCCUGCUUUGGAAAUUCUGUUGUGUUAUGUUCUCUGGAUCUUUUUAGAUUGCUUUGUAAUUUUUGGAGGCACCUGGUGUGGGAAAUGGAAAGUCAACACGGCUUUAGUUCCAAUGUGACAUAUGAUGAUUCAAUGAACUUGCGAAAUAUUCUCUGGCUGGCUCCUUUGCCUGACCGUUCGUCUAAAUCUUGGGUGGCACCAGGGGUUCUGGUAGUGCUGGAUGCUAGGCCUAAUGGAAUCAUAUACAGAGAUCUAAUACCAGACUAUGUAAAAGUUGCAAGAACUAUAUAUGAAGAUGAUUUUGGAGAGGUUGCUGUUGAUGUUAACAUCUUGAAUGUGGGUUCUAAGAGUCAAAAUUAUCAAAUAUUCAUAUGCUGAUGCUAUGCUCAACACCGUCGUUACCAGCUUAUACAUAUGAAGAUUCGCAAAAGGUUACACAGAUGAUGGAAAGCUAGAUCACGGUGCAGAUUGAUUAGGGGAUUCACACAGAUGAUGGAAAGCUAGAUCGCAGUACAGAUUGAUUAGGGGAUUUCCUCGGAUUUGAGAGGUCAAAUUGAUGGAUGUGUUCAAUUAUUUGAUAGAUAUCUAAAUCUACAUUAGUAAUCAUACUGUAAAACUACUAUUUUAGAUAUCUAUGAUAUUAUUCAAUCCACCUUCGAAAAAAUCAUCCUCCAUAUGAUUUACAUACUCGUCAA
Vicia villosa (hairy vetch) is the source of this 1507-nucleotide messenger RNA. RefSeq lists its product as uncharacterized. The transcript is spliced from 8 exons. The coding region runs from base 84 to 1190 and encodes 368 amino acids. The record is from RefSeq and is a predicted model, not a curated record. Lineage: Eukaryota; Viridiplantae; Streptophyta; Magnoliopsida; Fabales; Fabaceae.